CUCAAUUCGUUUAAAAUGAAGUGGUUUGUGGGUGUUGCUAUUGUCUUGACUCUCUAUAUCAUUUUGGUGUACGCCCAAACUGACGAGUAUGCUUGCCAAGUCCCAGGCACCUUCAGAUAUCCAGACGCAACAUGCAGAAAAUAUUACAAAUGCGUCGCGUACCGCGGAAAAAUCCUAAAAAGCAACUACAGCUGCCCCACGGGCAAACCUUUCAACCCAACCAGGUUGAUAUGCGACCAAUCAGCCACCUGCAUCGAAAAACUUUGCGACGACCCAGAAAUCGAUGCCACAACUAUAGAAAACAUCGCAGACCCGAACGCAGUAGGCUGUUCAACCUACAUAGAGUGCUUUGAUAAGAUUGGAACCGUCAAUUUUUGCCCAGCUGGUUCCGUUUUUGUCGAGGAAGGAAGUCAAUGUGUUGCCGGCGCAGCUUGUGAAUAAUGAAACAAUAAAUUAAUAAUAUCU
Messenger RNA from Brassicogethes aeneus, 465 nucleotides. The record is from the annotation of a GenBank genome assembly. NCBI's taxonomy places the organism in Eukaryota, Metazoa, Arthropoda, Insecta, Coleoptera, Nitidulidae.